Messenger RNA from Sphaeroforma arctica JP610, 1079 nucleotides. RefSeq lists its product as hypothetical. The coding region runs from base 42 to 662 and encodes 206 amino acids. Gene Ontology annotation, biological process: glutathione metabolic process. Lineage: Eukaryota; Ichthyosporea; Ichthyophonida. The transcript is spliced from 3 exons. The record is from RefSeq and is a predicted model, not a curated record. Gene Ontology annotation, molecular function: glutathione transferase activity.
UCUACUUUGGAACCAUCAUACCCAAACUGCAGACGUACAAUAUGCCUAAGCUAUACUACUCAACCUUAUCAUGUGGAGGUGCGAACUACAUCGCAGCCCAUGUUGGAGGAGUUAAAUUCGACGAGAAUGUACUGGUAAACAUCCAAACACACAAGCUGGCUGCGACAGGAGAGGACUAUUUCGAGAUCAACCCUAAGGGAAACGUGCCGGUUAUAACAUUCGAAGAUGGAAAAAAGAACCUGAACGAGAACGUGGGCACGCUAUACUACAUUGGUAAGAACGGAGGACUUCUGGGAGAAGAUGAGACAGCCACUAUGAACGCACUAGGGUUCCUGGCCUCAGAAUGGCACAAGGGAGUUGGGGCGUUCUUCGGGAAACCAGAGGGCGCAGCUCGGGAGAAGGCUGUGGCCAACUUAGCGAAACAAGCCAACUUCUUCAUCGAUUUUUACCUGGAGGGCGGCAAGAAUGAAUACAUGGUUGGGAACACUUUCACGAUUGCGGAUAUCUAUGCAUCUGUGAUCACGUCUUGGUCAUACUUCAUCGGUUUGAACACCGAAAUUCCUGAAGCAUUAAUCAAGCACCAUGAACGAAUCCAGGCUCUGCCCAAGGUUGCGGAGGCCGUUAAGAUUAUGAAAGAUUAUGAAGCGUCGGUCGCUAAGUAAUAAAUAAAUAAACAUAUCCAAAUAUAUAUGUCGAUCGGACAAGGCUUCAUUGUACUCAUAACAUUUUGCCAUUAAAAUAUUCGCAUCACACUUUCUAAGUAAUGAUGAUUCUUCACUCUCAUUAUCGCGAGACGUUUCGUUUAUCGGUACACACUAGAUUUUAGUAGUCAAGUAUCAAGUGGUAUUUAGUUGUUGGAAUGUGUCUUCAAAGUCGAACAUAGGUCCUAUUCUGCAGGAUCAAGGAGGGAAUAAGGGUCAUGUUUACAUAAUUUUCGCUGACAAGAUACUAUACGCGGAGAUUAUAUGCACUUUUAUUUUCUUUUACCAGAUACUGUACGGGGAGCUUACAAACCAUCGGGUGACGCACAUCAACUUUCCUAGUUCAAGUGGAAUAUCAAUAAAUACAUAACACAGAGC